This is a messenger RNA of Venturia canescens, 802 nucleotides long. Its product is annotated as rho GTPase-activating protein 15-like. Gene Ontology annotation, biological process: Rho protein signal transduction; mitotic cytokinesis; mitotic spindle midzone assembly. Gene Ontology annotation, cellular component: cleavage furrow; centralspindlin complex; nucleus. The transcript is spliced from 4 exons. The record is from RefSeq and is a predicted model, not a curated record. Lineage: Eukaryota; Metazoa; Arthropoda; Insecta; Hymenoptera; Ichneumonidae. Bases 212 to 739 code for a protein of 175 amino acids. Gene Ontology annotation, molecular function: GTPase activator activity.
UCUACGGAAAAGAUUCGAGAACGCAUGUGAUGUGUGUGAUCAAAGCAUACAGGUUGAUAAAGCGGUGUUGGAAUGCAGCGAUUGUAAGAGAAUAAUUCAUGCUAGCUGCAAAGAUUGGCUUCCAGUUCCGUGCGUGCCACCAUCAAUCGCUAAAGCGGGAGACAUCUCCGAUUAUACACCUGUCAAUGCACCAUACGUACCAUUUUUGGUAAUGGAAUGUAUAUCCAGAGUUGAAUUCCGUGGUGUAAAGAUGAAUUUUUUGUACAGAAAAGAUGGCGACGUCGCCAAAGCCAGAGCAUUGGUUAGACGGUACCUUGCAAACAAAGAAACGCUGGACUUAAGCGACGUCGAUACAGAAACAAUUACCUUGAUUUUGAAACUAUUUUUGGCAUCGUUGAACGGCUCACUAAUCACCGAUGAUCUCCGGGAUGAUUUCAUUAAAGCAUCUCGGAUUCGUGGAUCAAGAAAGAGGCAUGAAACACUUCACGAUGUCGUGGAAAGACUUCCUCCGUCGAAUCACGAUACUCUUAUUUUUCUCCUCGAACAUCUACGCCAUAUCAUUGAUGCAGGAAAUCGCAAUAUUUUGAAUCGUCUCGCUGAAGUUUUUGGGCCCAUUGUAGUCGGUGGGAGCUCCCAAUAUCUAACUCCGUCGUUGUUCAUGAUCUCACGAGAAGAUCAAAUUGAGGUUUUUAAAAGCUUGUUGGAACUGGAUUUUUCCGAGGACGAAAACCUAGCGUAAUCUUCUUCCUCUGUGAAAAUGCACACAAUUGUCUGCAAAGAAAUAAAGGAAUUCCUUGAAAUU